UGUGUCCAAGUUGUAAUACAUUAGCUGCUACAAAGGGAGCAAGAGUUGACUUUCCAAAUGUACACGCGCACAAACACACACAAGAACAAGGUAUCAAAAGAUGUUAUUUUUGUUUUGACUAAAGAGAGCCAAGGUAACAAGCAGUUUCAUCACCUUUUUCCUACCUGAAAUCCUUACGUUCUUCGAAAUAACAGAGCCCUCGAAAGAGAUGAAAACAUCACAUUUUUCUGCUUUGUUAUUAUUACAUCUACUUGCUCUUAGUGUCCCUUGCAAUACUGAUACCAACAUACAAACUAAUUUUCAAUGCUCAGAAGCCGAUGAUUCAGCUACAGAGAUGACAUUUCAGACCAAUCUCGGAAAUCUAUUGGCUACCCUUGUCUCCAACGGACCUGUUCAAAAAGGUUUCUACAAAACCAGAACCGGGAAAAAGUCCAAUAGGGUCUAUGGCCUCAUACAAUGCAGAGGAGAUAUUUCAGCCGAUCGUUGCUCUAAUUGUACAAAGAGCUCCAUGUCAGUAGCCUUAAAUGAGUGCCCGAAGAGCAAAGAGGUUUCUGUUUGGUUCAGAUGGUGUUUUCUGCACUAUGCAGAUCGUGAUUUUUUUGGAGUUAUGGAACAAGCUUCAAUUGUUCUCACCAACGACACUGAUUUUGAUGAUCCUUCUGUCGUUUCCAAAGGACUAGAGCUUGUGAGUGGACUAACUUCUAGUGUUCAAAUGGAGCCUCUGGGGUUCCAAACUGAAGUAUUGGGUGUUGGCUCAAGUGGGAAACGAUAUGGAAUGGUCCAAUGCAAUAGAGAUAUCAGUAGCAGUGAUUGUGGGAGGUGUCUGGAAUCUCAGCUUGCGGCUUUCAGAACAACCAUUGGAAAUAAACGUGACUGGGAAGUUUAUGGGUCCAGUUGUUUUAUGUGGUACCAUGAUUAUCAGUUUUACUUUAACUUCUCAAUCUCUGCAAGUAAAGGUGUUGUGAGGUCGUUUUCACAUAAAGGAUCUGCAAUUGGAUUGAUAGUCGCAGCAUUUCCGUUGGUUCUUUAGUCGUUGAAUGGCUAUUCUGAUGCCUCAGCUGGACAAUGAAAUUCACUUCCUAUUCUUGUACAAUAUUACUAGGAACUUUCAAUAUAGCAAUUUGUUGUGAAUUGACGUGCGGUUGGGCAUCCACUAGAGAGGUUCACUUGCUCGAAAACUUCUAUAGUUCUAUUUCCUUUGCUUGAGUUCAUUGUAUUCUUUUGCCUUGUUUGGCUUUCUUUCUCACUCAUUUUCUUUGGAAGUAAAAAUGUAUCUAUUGUAAAUAGUGCCACUAAUGUUUCAGAAAAGU
Humulus lupulus (European hop) is the source of this 1310-nucleotide messenger RNA. RefSeq names its product cysteine-rich repeat secretory protein 55-like. The transcript is spliced from 2 exons. NCBI's taxonomy places the organism in Eukaryota, Viridiplantae, Streptophyta, Magnoliopsida, Rosales, Cannabaceae. Bases 209 to 1030 code for a protein of 273 amino acids. The record is from RefSeq and is a predicted model, not a curated record.